UCCAUUGACCCCAACAAAUAUAACAUCCCUCACAGGAUAUGCUCCGCUACUACAAAUAAUGGCAGUCCCAAGCAGCAAACCACAUUAGCUCAGCGAGGUAGAGCUCUGUUUUCGUAGGAGUGAGAGAGUGAAAAUGGCCCCAUCCAUCGACGCUUCUCUUGUUCAGCCCGUCGAUUUCAGGCCGAAACCCGACAAAGUCGUUCACCUCGAGGAAACUCCGGUGAUCGAUUUCUCUAUCCUCCAUUCGCCUGAGUCUGGCAACUUAGAGAGCGUCAUUUCUCAGAUGAGAAAAUCUCUGCAAGAGUGGGAUUUCUUUGUUAUUGAGAACCAUGGCUUAGCCCCUGAGCUCUUUGACAAUGUGAGGAAUGCCAUGGCGAAGUUCUCUUCUCUGCCAUACGAGGAGAAGAAGAAGGCAUCUAGAGAUUUAAAGAACCCUUGGGGUUAUAACGAUAAGGAUCACACUAAGAAUACUAGGGACUGGGCUGAGGUUUUGGAUUAUGUUGUAAAUGAAGGCUUUCAGAUACCUGCUAAUAUGGAGCCUGAUUGCAAAGAAACUGUAGCGCUCAAGAAUUUGUGGCCUCCAAACCCCGAGGAGUUUCAGAAAGUAUGUGAGGAUUAUGGUCGAGAGACCACAAAACUGGCAUCCAAGCUGCUAGAAAUCCUUGCCCUCUGCCUAGGUUUGCCUGCUGAUCGCUUGAACCGAUACUUCGAGGAGACGAUGACCUAUGUUCGCUUAAACCACUACCCUCCGUGCCCAUCUCCUGACCUAGCAUUAGGGAAGGGUCCGCAUGUUGAUGCCAGUGCUUUCACGCUCUUGACCACCGAUGGAGUUAGCGGAUUCGAGGUGAGGCGGAAAUCCGACGGUGAGUGGGUCAGGGUCAGGCCCACGGUCAACUCCUUCAUCUUUGUGCCAGGGGACAUCUUCCAGGUAUAAUGAAAAACCCUAAAAUUUCCAUAUUUAAU
Amborella trichopoda is the source of this 963-nucleotide messenger RNA. Lineage: Eukaryota; Viridiplantae; Streptophyta; Magnoliopsida; Amborellales; Amborellaceae. The record is from RefSeq and is a predicted model, not a curated record.